Molecule: messenger RNA, 1560 nt
Organism: Fusarium coffeatum
Lineage: Eukaryota; Fungi; Ascomycota; Sordariomycetes; Hypocreales; Nectriaceae
Exons: 2
Coding region: 1-1560 (519 amino acids)
Molecular function (GO): heme binding; monooxygenase activity; iron ion binding
Source: RefSeq, a predicted model, not a curated record
AUGUCUUUUGUGCCUUAUCAUGCCCCGGCUUUUGAUCCCAUCUCUUCACUCUCCCUGAAUUUCAUACCAACACUCAUACUCUUCUUCCUAACGCCCUUCAUCCUUCCACCCCUGGCCCGCCGUCUUCUUCGUUACAUCUCAUCCCCAACUUCCUUCAAUGAGAAAAUCUUCAACAAUGGCAGCCCGUCCAUCUCAAACCUCCCCCGUCUAUCGGGCGUAGUCCCCUGGCUAGGCCACCUCAUGGGUCUGACCAUUGACAGCACCCGUUACAUUAACAAGCUCAUCGCAUCCACUACAGCCCCCAUCUUCACCAUCAACAUCCCAUUCGCACGCAUCACAGUCUGCCAUCCAAACAUGGAUCGAGUUCUAUCUCGCCAUGUCAAUGAUACCGGUCUUGCACAAGUUCUUGUCUAUGUUGGUCCUCGUCUCUUCGGACUCAAGAGCGAGACUGUCAAGGCUGUAUUUGCGUAUAAUCCCCAGCCUCUGCAUAAGCAGAAGUUUGGGCAUGCUGAGAAUAUUGUUUCCUUGAAUCAACGCUCCAGCGCUAAUAUCAGAGAUCGAGUUGCCAAGAUGCCUGACGUUAGUGAGGUUCAGGUUGGUCGUUGGGUGUUUGAGUUGACGGUUUCUGCUACGGCGAGUGCAGUAUGGGGAGUUGCUAACCCCUGGAGCAUGGAUCAGGAGUUCUCGGAAGAAUUCAUGAAACUCAGCGAGACAUUUGAUAGUCUUGGAAGGCCGUUUCCCUGGCUCACAGCAAACUCAGCCUGGAACUCCCGCAAGUUCCUUCUGACCAGACUUCGCGAGUUCCACAUGCAGCACCGCGAAGCCCGUGUCCAGACUACAUCUCAUAGCAUCAACGUCGUGGCACAUAGUGAUCCUGACUGGGAGACCAACGCAGAUUACUACCAUAUCGAAAUGGUCACAGCCCUGGGUCUUCUUGCAACUACUAGCACUCUCGCAGUCUGGCUUACACGCCAUCUCCUUACAGAUCCUGAACUGGUUCAAGUCGUUCUCAAGGAAGUGCAACAGCUUAAGAUGGUUGAAGGACAGGAAAAGCCACGAUUGGACUUUGCCAACGUCCGCACUGAAUGCCCCUGGCUCAUGGCAUCUUGGUACGAAUCCCUCCGUCUUCACAUGACAGGCGUAGCAAGGAUCGCCCGUCACGAUUUCAUGCUCAACAUCCCGGGCUCAGAACCCAUUGCCGUGCCUCAAGGCGAGAUCUUCAUGCUUCCAAUGUGUGCAUCAAACCUAGACGUCGACAACUGGGGUCCUGACGCUGCUGUCUUCAAACCCUCUCGCUUCAUCAACGAAGCAGGUGAAGUUUCUGGUAAUGCUGUACGCAAAGUCAGGGCUUUUGGAGUUGCGGGCAAUAUGUGUCCUGGGCGCGUUUUUGGAAUGGAUAUCGUCUUUUCUGUGAUUGCAACGAUGUUGAGGACUUUUGAUGUCGAGGCUGCUCCUGGGGAGAGAUUUGGAGUUCCUACGCUGAGAGGAGGGUUUAAUGUCGGCUUUGAGAGGUAUGGAGACGAUGUUAAGGUCUUGCUUAAAAGAAAGCAUGUUGCUUAA